Pisolithus orientalis is the source of this 1624-nucleotide messenger RNA. RefSeq names its product glycosyltransferase family 21 protein. Bases 4 to 1362 code for a protein of 452 amino acids. Gene Ontology annotation, cellular component: membrane. Gene Ontology annotation, molecular function: ceramide glucosyltransferase activity. The transcript is spliced from 3 exons. Gene Ontology annotation, biological process: glucosylceramide biosynthetic process. NCBI's taxonomy places the organism in Eukaryota, Fungi, Basidiomycota, Agaricomycetes, Boletales, Pisolithaceae. The record is from RefSeq and is a predicted model, not a curated record.
CGAAUGGACUGGCUCGCCGACGUGGCUGCCGUCGUCGGACUAGGCUGGUACGCCGUGCUCUGGGCUCUGGGCUUGCUGGGGUGCAGGACAGCGCGGUCACGCUAUCGCACCCGGCCGCGCUCCCCGCUCGCAUCCUCCAGCGAUGCUCCGGGUGUGUCCAUCUUGCGUCCCCUCAAGGGUCUCGACACGAAUCUAUACGAAAACAUAGAAUCCACUUUCAUUCAGGAAUACCCCAAUUUUGAAAUACUCCUCUCCGUCGCCGAUGAGCGUGACCAGGCCCUCGUCAUCGUGCGGGAUCUCAUUGCCAAAUACCCCCACGUCAACGCUAGAAUCAUCAUCGGUGAAGAAACCGUCGGAGUCAAUCCGAAAGUAAACAACCUCGUUCGCUCGUAUCGGGAGGCCGCUCAUGAUAUCCUCUGGGUCAUCGAUUCUAACAUUUCCGUCGCACCCGGCACUCUUGCCCGUUCAGUCGACAUCCUCACCCGUAGCCCAUCCCAAAACUCGUCUGGCAAACGCGUUGCCCUCGUUCAUCACGUGCCGUUCGCAAUUGUUCAUGAAAAUUGUCUAGGUGCCGCCGUCGAACAAGCUUUCUUGAACACUAAUCAUGCUAAGAUGUAUCUCGCCAUAAACACUGUCGCCAUCGAGUCCUGCGUCGUAGGUAAAUCCAACUUGUACCGUCGCUCCGACUUGGAACGCGUUGAUGGCUCGCUAAAGCCGAAAACCGUCAACGGUGAUUCACUCGCAGGCGAACAUGGCCUGCCUGCUUUUGCACCCUUUCUAGCCGAGGAUAACAUGAUUGCCAGCGCCCUUUGGCACGAGCUCGAUCUCCGUCACGACCUUUCCUGCGACACUGCCAACAAUGCAAUCGGCAGGAUGUCCCUCGCAGACUACGUCUGGCGUCGAGUCCGUUGGAUACGUGUCCGAAAACACAUGGUCCUUGCAGCCACCAUCGCUGAACCAUUCACAGAGUGCUUCGUCGUCAGUUCGAUAGCAGCCGCCAGCUUGCGCCAUCUUUUCGCCAUCUCCCCCUGGGCCUUCUUCCCAAUUCAUCUCAUCGCCUGGCUGUGGAUCGACUUUGACGUAUAUGAGUCCCUUGCCGGGCAUCCAGUUCCUUCCGGGAAACGCGCAUGGCAGUUCAUGAGUGCCUGGUUCAUUCGAGAAUUUUUGGCACUGCCAAUAUUCCUUGUGGCCAUAUUCGGAAAUGAAGUGGUAUGGCGCGGCGAGAAGUAUCGAGUUAUGCAGGCAGGCCGGGUUACAAGUACUCGUCGCCGCGUUUCCUACCCGAGGGAAUGGCUGUGGUGGACGGCAAAGGCGGAUCUUACCAAUGAGUAUGAACCUCUACCAACGGAUCAACUCAUUUGAAAAUGCAAUACCUCUUUUUUAUGAACCAGGUUCUACAGUAUCGUGAUUAAGCGUGAAUUAUGAAUGAUACACAUGGAUGGUGCAGUAAUUAGGAUGUACAGAAAAGAACCUCGAUGUAUACUUACAAAAGAUGACUGAAUGCUCAUGUCAAGCGUGGGGGUGCAUGUGUCGUGUCCGUGGUGCUAAUGUUAGAACUGUGGAGAGCCGCUCUCGCCUCAUCCUGACUGAGUUUAGCCAGAAGCCGAAAGUUGUGGAUCAUGAC